CAGGACUGUGGUGGAGAUUGUGCGUUUAGUGAAUGAGAAACAAACAAAAGGAGAUAUUUUUGGAGAGAGGUGGAACGACUACUGUAUUCCAGGAAUGCAGCAGAAACUGCACAGUUCUCUCCAAUAGGCUAUUCCCCCUUUCUUCUUUUGAGACUGCGAAGCAGGCCCCCACCUCCUGGGCUUGUAGGCAUGUGCCCUCGUGCCAGGCUUUCUGAGAAACUGCACUGUGUUCAGAUCAGUUUAGGAUCUGCACUUCCCUCCAUCUCAAGAGUCAGGGGGUUUUGUUGUUGCUGGAGUCAGAGCUCUCACCUUCUUGUUCAUCCUGAUCAAGUAUUUUCCUAGGUUGGUGGUUCAGGGCUUAAAGAUUCUCCACAGAUUUGAAAAUAGUCAGCUGUUACGAUUCUGACAUAUUGUGAAGCCCACUCUUCCUCCUGUUCCUCUAGAGACCCCUGGCAUGCAGUGUUCAUACUUCUCUGCAGUCUGAAGAAUUCCUUCUAGUGCCCAUUGUGGAGCCAGCUUAGUGUCCUAAGCUCCUUUAUCCUGACUUUGUCGUAGACAGUUUGUAUUCCUCCAUCAGUUAUGACAGUCAGGUAUAGUAGUCUGGGUUGGCAUCUCUGAUUUUCAGAGUUUAAAAUGUAUCAUUCCUUGCCCUUCCAGCUUUUAAAGUUUCUGUAUGAAAUCUGCUGUUGUUCUGAUAGGCCUGCCUUUAUGCAUGAUUGGGUGUUUCUCUCCUGCAUAUUGUGGUACACUUUCUGUUCUGUGUAUUUAGAGUUUUAACUGAAAUAUGAUGUGGGGAGUUUCUUUUCUGGUUCCAUCUAGUUAGUGUUCUAUAUAUGCCUGUUGUAUUGGAGAGGCCUUUCCUAAGACUUACAAAAUUCUCUGUUAUGAUUGUAUUGAAAAUAUUUUCUAUGCCUUUGACAUGAAGUUGUCCAUCUCCUGUGCUCACAAUUUAUAGAUUUUAUCUUUUUGUAGUGUUCCAAAGAUCUUGCCUGCUCUGUUCAUAUGUUUAAAAAAGUUAUCAUUGGUCAGGUGUGGUGGUGCACCCCUUUUAUCACAGCACCUGGGAGGCAGAGGCAGGCAGAUCUCUGUGAGACAAGCCUCUGAGCCUGUCUGUGAGGGGUUGUCUAGAUUGGGGUAACCAAGGUGGGAAGACCCACUGCACAUGUGGGAGUCCUAGACUGAAUCAAAGACAGACCAUGAGCUGAGCCUUCAUUUCUCACUGCUUCCUGACUGUGAUCACAGUGCCAUCCGCUGCUUCCAGCUUCCGCUGCUGUGCCUUUCCUACUGGGAUGCAGUCCCUGGCACUGUAAACAAUGAAUCUCUCUUCCCUUAAGUUGUAUUUUGUCGUAGCAACAAGACAAGUGCCUGAGCUGAGGAAGGAAAGUUUCAAAGGGCAAUCACAGUAUAGCUCAGCCUAAAGCGGAGCGAAGAUGGAGGUGUUACAGGAAGUCACUGUCUCAACCAGUUUUUUCCUGAUUCCUGGUGUUGUAUCCAGAGAACUGCACAAGAGCAAAGCAACAAGACGUUUUAUGUAACGAGAAAGAAAGCAGGAUACACUGCAAAGGACCAGCAGCCUACUUGAGCUAGAGUGCCCAAGACCAUCAGCUACUGUUUGAUAAGUCCUUUCAUGGGCUCCAGGAGUAGGAGUCUGUUGCUAAGGGAUAUGGUGUGGGUGGUUCUCUGUUUUGAUUGAUGGGCUUGAGCUCUAUAAGCCUCUCCCUACUAUGCAUGUCCUUUCCAAUGAUGCCUCUAAUUUUAAUGAUAUAUAUAGCAAACUGGGCAUAGGCAUAAGAUAGUCAGUAAAGGGGAUUUUUCCAAUAAGAUCACUAAGGGGACACAGUUUGCUUUAAUGUAUACGGAUCCAAAACCAGUCAAGGUUAGACGGGCCCAUUGUCUAUAGCUCCCAGAUAAUUCCAGGAUAUAUUUGGUAAUACAAGGGGAGUUAUCAAGGAGUUGCCAAAGGAGAGUGACCUAUUGCAUUGUUGGAAGCAGCUUGAUGCAAGUGAGGGUCCUAGAUUGCUUGGGGCAUGGUUAGGUAAGGAGUGUGUGUAUAACUCAAGUUCUAGACUUUAAGCUGUCCCUGUGCUUGACUGCCUCAGACUUUCUUGGAGGGAAGCCAUGGGGUGAGAGGAGGCAUGUAAUAGACAUACUCUCUGAUGUGUUCCAUAGUGAGGAAAGUGGUAGGAAAUUUUGGGGGAUUUGAUAUAAGUAUAUUAGUUACUUUUCUAUUGCUGUGAUAAGACAUCAUGACUAAGGCAACUUAUAGACGAGUUUAUUUGGGGCUUACAGUUUCAGAGGGUUAGAGGCUAUGAUAGCAGAGCUGAGGUAGCAGGCAGCAGGGGCAGGGGCAGCAGCUGAGAGCUCACAUCUCAAAGCCCACUAUGGUAGUAGAAUAUAAUUGGCCCCCAUAAGCUCAUAGAGUGUGGCUUUGUUGGAGUAGGUGUGGCUUUGUUGGAGUAGGUGUGGCAUUGUUGGAGGAAGUGUGUCACUGUGGAGGUGAGCUUUGAGGUCUCAUAUAUGCUCAAACCAUUCCCAGUGUCUCAGUUUACUUCCUGUUGCCUGCACAAGAUGUAAAACUCUCAGCUACCUCUCCAGCACCAUGUCUGCUUACACACUGCCAUGUCCCACCAUGAUGAUAAUGGACUAAACCUCUGAACUGUAAUUAAAUAACAGUUAAAUUAAUACACCCAAUUAAAUGUUUUACUUUAUAAGAGUUGAUGUGGUCAUGGUUUCUCUUCACAGCUAUAGAAACCCUAACUAAGAAACCCAUCCCCCAGAGACACAUCUUCUCCAACAAGGCCACACCCCCUAAUCAUUCCCAAACAGUUUCCCCAACAGGGGACCAAGUAUUUAAACAUAUGAGCCUGGGGGCAUUCUCAUUCAAACCACCACAAUAAGCAAUAGUAUAUUGAAAAGUAACCUAAUAACAAUAACUAUUACUUACAAGAAAAAAAUACAACUGUCAUAGCACAAUAACCAUAAUAACUUGUGGCUCAGCUGGAUAUUCAUGUAACUGUGAGGGGAGGGGGGAAGGGAGGGUGUGAGAUGCUUAAAUCUCAUCCAGCUUAACAGGAUAGUCAUAUUUCGUGAAACUGAUGUGUUAUUCAGAGGCAUGGAACAGAAUAUUAGAUUAGCUAAAACAGUUGAUUCCCCCCUCCCAUAGAAAGUGAGUUUGGGGGUUAAUGUAGUAGGAUUUGAUAUAAGACUAUUUGGUAAAAGAUUAUUCUAAAAAUUUUAUGAUAGUAUAUUAUUUUCAGUUUUUAAAAAGCUAAGGGCUGGAGAGAUGGCUCAGUGUUAAGACCACGGACUGCUUUUGCAGAGGUGAAGGGUUUGAAAUCCAGCACCCACAUGAUAGCUCACAGGUCUGCAACUCCAGUCUCAGGAGAUCUCACACCCUCUUCUGGCCUCCACAGGCACUGCAUGCACAUGUUGGCAUAGACAUACAUGAAGGCAAAGGACUUACACACAUAAAAAUAAAUAAUGAUUUUUAAAAGUUAAACUUAUUGUGUGUGUAUGUACAUGUGUGCAUGCAUGUGCAUGUGAGUGUGUGUUGUGGAGACCAGGGGAGUCAGUUCUUCCACCAAAGGGACCGAGGGAUUAACUUGGUUUGUCAGAUUUGGUAGCAAGUGCCUUUACCUACUGAGCCAUCUCACCAGCUCUGUCUGCAGUUUAGAAGGAGGGAAAGUUUGACACAUCCUACAUUGUAUUGAAGACCUUGUAGUAGGUCAAGUUUACCAAACACGAAAGGACAAACACUGUGUGAUUCUACUUGUGUGAAGGACCCAGGAUAGGCAAGGUCAUAGAAAGAAAGUCGAAUAGUAGUUGUAGAGGCUGGGGAGAACAGGAGCAGGGAGUGGUCCUUAAUGAGUACAGUUUCAGUUGAGGGAGAUAAAGGCAUUCUGAAGAGGAAAGGUGGGGAUUGAAUGUAUUCAGUGCCUCUUGCCUAAACACUUAUACAUAUUUUACUACAAUAGAAAGUAACUCAAAGAAAAAAAGUGGAUGGGCAUGGUGGCUCAUGUCUGUAAUUCUAGCACUUGGGAAUUGGAGGCAGGAAGAUCAGAGUUCAAGGUCAUCCUGAAGUACAUAGCAAGUUUGAGGUCAGCCUGGGCUAUAUGCUCAAAAAAGAAAAAAGAAAAAAAAAAACACUACUGUUGUGGUGGUUUGAAAGAAAAUGACCCCUAAAAGGAAUGGCACUAUCAGGAGGUGUGGCCUUAUUGGAGGAAGCGUGUCACUGUGGGGGUGGGCUUUGAGAUCUCUCUUGCUCAAGCUUCCCUCAGUGUGACAUCUAGUCAAGUUCCUGUUGCCUCUGAGUUAAGAGGUAGGAUCCUCAGCUCCAACACCAUGUCUGCCUGCACGCUGCCAUGCUCCCCACCAUGAUGAUAAUGGACUGAACCUCUGAAAAUUACGAGAUGAGAACAGAAGCACGGCGAAAGAAUCUCCUCAUUUUGAUUUUGCAUUAUUUAACACAAGAAGGCUAUGUCGAUUCGGCUAAUGCUCUGGAGGAGGAGUCUAAGCUGGGAUUACGGCGCUUUGAAGUUUGUGACAAUGUUGACCUGGAAACAAUUUUGAUGGAAUAUGAGAGCUAUUAUUUUGUAAAGUUCCAGAAGUACCCCAAAAUGGUUAAGAAGGUGCCAGACCCAGAAAACAAUUUACCACCAAAAAAUGGAGGGAAGAACAAAAGGAUGACAAAUGACAAUUGUCAAAAUCUCCCCAAGAUAUAUCAGCAGCGGCUACGACCUAAAACCUCAACAGGGAAGACAGGGGACACCAAAUCUGUCAAGGAACAUCCUAAACAGGACAGUGUCAAUAAUGCCCAAGUAGAGAGUGCUGACUUUGGCCUAAACAUAUCAAAAAUCCACAAAGACGGCACCGAGGAAAAGGCCCACCCACGAAGAGGCCAAAUCAUUGACUUCCGGGGGCUGCUCACAGAUGCCAUCAAAGGAGCCACCAAUGAACUUGCCUUGAACACUUUCGAGUGUAACCCAGACCCUUCAGAACGAUUGCUGAAACCUCUGAGUGCAUUUAUUGGCAUGAACAGUGAGAUGCGAGAAUUGGCAGCCGUGGUGAGCCGGGACAUUUAUCUCCAUGAUCCCAACAUAAAGUGGAAUGACAUUAUUGGACUGGACGCGGCCAAGCAGUUAGUCAAAGAAGCCAUUGUGUACCCAAUACGGUACCCACAGCUCUUUACAGGAAUUCUCUCCCCUUGGAAAGGACUGCUGCUUUACGGCCCUCCAGGUACAGGAAAGACGUUACUGGCCAAAGCGGUGGCCACUGAGUGCAAAACGACCUUCUUUAACAUUUCCGCAUCUACCAUUGUCAGCAAAUGGAGAGGAGAUUCAGAGAAACUCGUCCGGGUGCUGUUUGAACUUGCCCGCUAUCAUGCCCCCUCCACGAUCUUCCUGGAUGAGCUGGAAUCUGUGAUGAGUCAGAGAGGCAUGACUCCUGGAGCAGAGCACGAAGGAAGCCUUCGGAUGAAGACGGAGCUACUGGUGCAGAUGGACGGGUUGGCCCACUCGGAGGAUCUCGUGUUUGUCUUAGCGGCGUCUAACCUGCCAUGGGAGCUGGACUGUGCCAUGUUACGGCGCCUAGAGAAGAGGAUUCUGGUUGGUCUCCCCAGCCAAGAGGCCAGACAAGCCAUGAUCUACCACUGGCUGCCCCCUGUGAGCAAGAGCCAUGCCCUGGAGCUGCACACAGAGCUGGAGUACAACGUGCUGAGCCAGGAGACAGAGGGCUACUCAGGCUCUGACAUUAAGCUAGUCUGCAGGGAGGCAGCCAUGAGGCCUGUGAGAAAGAUCUUCAAUGUGCUUGAAAAUCACCAGUCAGAAAGCAGCAAUUUACCUGGGAUCCAGCUGGAUACCGUGACCACAGAGGACUUUUUGGAUGUGUUGGCUCACACCAAGCCUUCAGCAAAGAAUCUGAGUGAGAGAUACUUGGACUGGCAAGAGAAGUUUGAGUCUGUGUAAAGCUGCACUCAGCCAGACCUGGCCAGAGGCAGCGAGAGCCUCCACAGUGUGACUAGGAUGGAAGGGAAGAGAUUAUCCUUGAACGCUGCAUGAAUUUGGACAGCUGUAUUAUUUUGGAAACGUGAGAUCUUGUGUCAUGGGUGUCAGCAAAGGGAAGAUUUGGGUUGCAAGUCAGGCAAUGGAGGUUUUUCUCACAAUUCGACUAUAAAAUUUUGAAGAAGUU
Molecule: messenger RNA, 6186 nt
Organism: Peromyscus californicus insignis
Lineage: Eukaryota; Metazoa; Chordata; Mammalia; Rodentia; Cricetidae
Gene: Katnal2
Product: katanin catalytic subunit A1 like 2
Exons: 16
Coding region: 4410-5963 (517 amino acids)
Molecular function (GO): ATP binding; ATP hydrolysis activity; protein binding
Source: RefSeq, a predicted model, not a curated record